CCUCUGAUUCAUUGUUAAACUCUUUGAUUGCGGUAGAAAAGAGAAACUUUCAUCAUCACCAUAUGAGUCACUUCAGCAAUCAGCAAGAAGCCCCUGCACUAUCAUAUCCCCCAACAAUGGCAUCAUAUCCACCACAAGGUAAGGCCUAUCCUUCAGCUCCAUAUGUUACUGCCCCCCCACCAAUGGGUUAUCCUUCCAAGGAUGGUCCUACAGCCGAAGGGUACCCCCAAAAAAGAAUUCCAGAGCAAACCACAAGCAGGGGUGAUGGUUUUUGGAAAGGAUGUUGUGCUGCUUUAUGUUGCUGCUGGAUCCUGGAUUGUUGCUUCUAAUUGGAUCAUAGCAUAGAUUUGUAUUUAUCAUUUUUUUCACCU
This is a messenger RNA of Abrus precatorius (Indian licorice), 371 nucleotides long. RefSeq names its product cysteine-rich and transmembrane domain-containing protein B-like. Bases 63 to 329 code for a protein of 88 amino acids. The transcript is spliced from 3 exons. NCBI's taxonomy places the organism in Eukaryota, Viridiplantae, Streptophyta, Magnoliopsida, Fabales, Fabaceae. Gene Ontology annotation, cellular component: plasma membrane. The record is from RefSeq and is a predicted model, not a curated record.